Molecule: messenger RNA, 453 nt
Organism: Necator americanus (New World hookworm)
Lineage: Eukaryota; Metazoa; Nematoda; Chromadorea; Rhabditida; Ancylostomatidae
Exons: 5
Coding region: 1-453 (150 amino acids)
Source: RefSeq, a predicted model, not a curated record
AUGAAAGGCUUGGUGAGCACUAGAGCGGACUCGAACCUCCGAUCGACCGUGCGGGAGCUGUUCUCAUGUUCCAUCACAUCCAAAAAAGGCUACUCUAUCAAAAAAUGGAGGUUCUGGGAAUUUUUGCCGCGUUCGUCGCUCGUUGGAAUUUUUUAUUUGGGCGGCUUUACGGAAACUAUUGCUCAUUGCAGCGUGAUCUCCUUCAUCGAAGUCCCACCAAUGAAGUACUCGGAACACUGGAGAGAAAAAGCGUCCUGUGACGAAAUGCAACGAAGCCACACCGUUUAUCGCAUUACCCAUACAGUAAACACUUCUUCUAAACAUCCACAACAGAUUGUCUCGCUUGAGCUAUCGCAGAAACUGCAUUUUGAUCAGACUUGUCACUUAAAUCUUAAGGAUUUUGUUGUAACGCAUGUUGUUAUGAAAAGUGGAGGCGUAAACGUUCGACCUUAA